Magnolia sinica is the source of this 3868-nucleotide messenger RNA. Its product is annotated as exocyst complex component SEC8. The transcript is spliced from 26 exons. The record is from RefSeq and is a predicted model, not a curated record. Gene Ontology annotation, biological process: Golgi to plasma membrane transport; exocytosis. The coding region runs from base 186 to 3404 and encodes 1072 amino acids. Gene Ontology annotation, cellular component: exocyst. NCBI's taxonomy places the organism in Eukaryota, Viridiplantae, Streptophyta, Magnoliopsida, Magnoliales, Magnoliaceae.
UGAAGAAAAUUCGUCGGAUCGAACUUCAUCUUUCCUUUUUCCCCCUUUCUGUCUUGGAUCUGAAAGUGCCCGAUUUCAUUUUCUCGGAUUCCGAAUUCUCAGGCCGAUCCCAGAAUCGAUUAUUUUUCAAAUCUGUUUUCAGGGAAAUGAUUUUUGAGUGAGGGAAGCAGCUGGAGAAGAAAACGAUGAUGAGGAAGGGGAUUUUCGACGGAUUACCUGUUUCUGAUGAGAAAUCUUUCCUGAGAGAAGAGCUGUCAAAAAUAGAUGAAAGCUGGACAGCUGCACGUUUUGAUUCCUUGCCUCACGUUGUCCAUAUUCUAACAUCGAAGGAUCGUGAAGGUGAAGUCCAAUUUUUGAAGGAGCAGAGUGAUAUUAUUGAGGAUGUUGUGGAUGAAGUUGUGCACGCAUAUCAUGGUGGUUUCAACAAAGCAAUUCAAAAUUAUUCCCAGAUCUUGCGGUUAUUUAGUGAAUCUGCUGAAAGCAUCACUGUCCUGAAGGUCGAUUUAGCAGAGGCAAAGAAACUUCUUGGCUCCCGCAAUAAGCAAUUGCAUCAAUUAUGGUAUCGAUCAGUGACAUUGCGCCACAUAAUCUCACUUCUGGAUCAAAUUGAGAGCGUAGCUAAGGUUCCUGCGCGUAUUGAGAAACUCAUUGCCGAAAAGCAGUUGUAUGCUGCAGUUCAAUUGCAUGUUCAAUCAACGUUGAUGCUUGAGAGAGAGGGCCUUCAAGCGGUUGGUGCUCUGCAAGAUGUUAAAUCGGAGCUAACAAAGUUGAGGGGAGUUCUGUUUUAUAAAAUUUUGGAGGAUUUACAUAGCCAUCUUUACAACAAGGGUGAAUACAGCUCAGCUACUAUGACCAUGCAUGAAAGGGAUGAUGAAGUGUCGACUACCACAGCUGUUGCAUUUUCAAUUAACAGUUCACAACCUCUAUCUCGGCGAACCCGAUCACUGAAACUUGAUAAUCAGUUUGGUGCUCCAGGCUCUAUUGAUGGAGGCUCUUCUAUUGAUGGUCAUGACGAUGAGAGUGCUUUGGAAGCACAUGAUGGAGCUGCAUCUGAUGGUGUCACAUCUUCAGCUAGGGUUAAUGGUGUUGAGGGUCCCCUAAAAGACCUCAAAACUGUUUCUCGUCAAAUUCCAACAUGGCUCUCCUCCUCGACGCCAAAUGAGUUUAUCGAAGCAAUGAAAAAGAGUGAUGCUCCCCUCCAUGUGAAGUAUUUACAAACACUGGUAGAGUGCCUCUGCAUGCUUGGAAAAGUUGCAGCUGCAGGGGCCAUACUAUGCCAACGGUUGCGAACAACUAUUCAUGAGAUCAUCAUAUCCAAAAUAAAAGCUCAUACAGCAGCUCUAAAUUCAUCUAGGCCACGGAUUGGCCAGGCUUCCAAAACUACCAGUCCAGGCUUACAUGGUUCAAAAGGUUUACUGGAUAGCUACCAGGCGCUGAAACAGAAGCGUCAGAAUGGGGCGUGUUUGACCGGAACACUAUUAGCAGUUAGUCCCGUCUCACCAGUGAUGGCUCCCAUGGGAUCAGCACAAGCUGCAGCCAGUGAACUUCUUAAUACCAUUUUGGACACUACUGUUCGGAUUCUUGAGAACCAUGUUGUUGUUGGCGAGCUACUGGAAUCAAAAUCAAACCAACAGAGUGAGAUCAGCACGCCGAAGUUAAUCAAUGGAGACAUGAAUUUGAACCCUGAUUCUGAAGCCUCUCAGGCUACUGGAGGCUAUAGUGUGGGCUUUUCCUUGACCGUUGUACAGAGUGAAUGUCAACAACUCAUAUGUGAAAUUCUGCGGGCAACUCCAGAAGCUGCGUCUGCAGAUGCUGCUGUACAAACGGCGAGGCUUGCGAGUAAGGUUCCUUCCAAGGAUAAGAGGAAUGGAUCCGAGGAAGGUCUUUCAUUUGCGUUUCGCUUUACUGAAGCAGCUGUAUCCACCAACCAAGGGGCUGAUCUUGUUCGAGGAUGGAGGAGGGGUGGUUCAAAUGUUCUACAAGAAGGCUAUGGGACUGCAGCCUUGCUCCCCGAGCAAGGUAUUUAUCUAGCAGCGUCCAUUUACAGGCCAGUUAUUCAGUUUACAGAUAAAGUUGCAUCAAUGCUGCCCCAAAAAUAUUCUCAGUUUGGGAAUGAUGGAUUACAAGCCUUUGUGGAAAACUUUCUUAAGGAUCAUUUCCUGCCAGCGAUGUUUGUAGAUUAUCGGAAAUGCGUCCAGCAAGCUAUAUCAAGUCCAGCUGCUUUUAGGCCUCGGGCACAUGCUGUUUCAACCUACAAUCAAUCAGUCGAGAAAGGUCGUCCUGUGUUACAAGGCCUGUUGGCUAUUGAUUUUUUGGCAAAGGAGGUGCUCGGUUGGGCACAAGCAAUGCCUAAAUAUGCUGGUGAACUGGUGGAGUAUGUGCAAACUUUCCUUGAACGUGCCUAUGAAAGAUGCCGAACCUCAUUUAUGGAGGCUGUUCUAGAGAAGCAUAGUUAUAUGCUUAUUGGAAGGUACGACGUUGAGAGCUUGAUGCGACUUGAUCCAGCUAGUGCUUUUUUACCAAAUUCAUCGGUUCAGCCAAUCCUGGAAAAUGGUGGUUCAGAUACGGAAAUUGGUGAAGUGGAAAUGGAAAUGAGUGAUAUACUAUUGAGUUUGCGACCUAUUAAGCAGGAGAAUCUAAUUCGUGAUGAUCACAAGCUAAUAUUGCUGGCAUCUCUUAGUGAUUCUUUGGAAUAUGUGGCAGAUUCCAUUGAAAGGCUUGGUCAAGCCUCCCUUAGAGCACCGGCGCAUGUAGAGGAUGAUAACCACACCCAUAAGAGUCAUCAACAUACGCGAACUAGCAGUGCAAUUACUAGGAAUCUUGCAGUUCUUGCCGAUGAAUAUAGAAGAUUGGCAAUCGACUGUCUCAAGGUUUUACGUGUAGAGAUGCAGUUGGAGACUAUUUUCUAUAUGCAGGAAAUGACCAAUAGGGAAUACUUGGAUGAUCAAGAUGCAGAAGAGCCGGAUGAUUUCAUUAUUUCACUUACGGCACAGAUAACACGUCAGGAUGAGGAGAUGGCACCUUUUAUUGCAGAAAUAAAGCGGAAUUAUAUUUUUGGUGGAAUAUGUGGCAUAGCGGCCAAUGCGUCAAUCAAGGCUCUUGCAGACAUGAAAUCUAUCAACCUUUUUGGAGUUCAGCAGAUAUGCCGAAAUUCCAUCGCAUUGGAACAGGCCCUGGCAGCCAUCCCAUCGAUUAACAGUGAAGCCGUACAGCAGAGAUUAGAUCGUGUUCGGACUUACUACGAACUUCUAAAUUUACCAUUUGAGGCCUUGCUUGCCUUCAUUGCUGAACACGAGUACUUGUUCACAUCCGUAGAGUAUUCCAGUCUUAUAAAGGUGACAGUCCCAGGCAGGGAGAUCCCCUCUGAUGCAGAGCAGCGGGUAUCAGAGAUAUUGGCCCAUUAGCCCAUCUGAUAUGUGAUUGAAGGAAUUCCACCAUGAGUGUAAUUAGAGGUCCAGUGAAGGGAUGGAAAGGGUGCAGGGAUGCAAGGUGGCAGAUCUGAAGCAUAUUAAAUGUAAGCAUGGAAGCUUGCUUUUUCCUGGUAUUGAUUGGUCCCAGCAAUGCCCGCCGACUGGUGUGAUGGGUUUUUGGUUUUUUUGAUAGUUCGAUUUGUGGUAGCCAAUUGUGUGAAAUGUAUGCAUACUAUUCCACUUUGGAUACCAAUUGAAUAUACUUCCUACUCUGCUGUGGUAAUUCGUUGAAAGACUGCAGCAACGAUGCAUGAAUAUACUCGAGGGUUCGCUGAUAGGAACCGAUUCGAAAACUUGGAGCCGCACUUGGUAUUGUUAUUACUUUUUGUCUUCUUUUAUCUAAUUUUUUUUUUCGAAAAUUAAAAUAAUAAACUCUAUAUGCUGAAGAAAAAAAAGAA